Molecule: messenger RNA, 900 nt
Organism: Scomber japonicus (chub mackerel)
Lineage: Eukaryota; Metazoa; Chordata; Actinopteri; Scombriformes; Scombridae
Gene: churc1
Product: churchill domain containing 1
Exons: 4
Coding region: 106-444 (112 amino acids)
Biological process (GO): multicellular organism development; fibroblast growth factor receptor signaling pathway; positive regulation of DNA-templated transcription
Molecular function (GO): zinc ion binding
Source: RefSeq, a predicted model, not a curated record
CAGGAAAAGUCGUUCAGUACGGAAGAGGAGUGUUUGCUAGCAGUUUAUUAGCUGCUUACAGUGUUUUUAUCGCCAAUUUACUUUUUAAACUGCUUGGACGCUAAGAUGUGCAACGGCUGUGUCCAAAAAGAGUACCCUGACCGAGGGAACACUUGUCUGGAGAAUGGCUCCUAUCUGAUGAACUACCUGAGCUGUGCCAGCUGCCACCAGAGGGACUUUGUGCUGAUCAGUAAUAAAGCCACAGAGGAUGAAGAUGGAGAGGAGAUUGUCACAUACGACCAUGUUUGUAAAAACUGUGACCAUGUUAUCGCCAGACAUGAAUACACUUUCUCUGUUGAUGAUGAGUAUCAGGAGUACACUAUGCUUUGCAUGCUGUGUGGAAAGGCAGAGGACUCCAUCAGUGUGUUGCCAGAUGAUCCCAGACAGUCCGCUCCUCUCUUCUAGAGCUCAAGAAGCACCGAACCUGCAGGUCAUCGUUCCCUUAAUAGAUCAGCUAUCCCCACGCUGAUGGAUGUGCCGCUGGCUGCUCACUUCUGGCCCCUAUCAUUUUUAUCAUACAUUCAGAGUUUCAUGCAUGUCUUCAAUUGAGCGCACAGUAUUUUAAAUACUUAAUGGAUUAAUAUAUGCUCAUAGCAGUUGAGCAGGAAACAACUUUUUAUAUUUAAAAAAAUCCCCUUUAUGACAAAAUCUAAACAUCCUGUGUGUCAUUUGACUAUAUUGUGUAAAUAAACAUUUUUAUACUAUGCUUUUUACUCAGUAAUAUCUGAUGUUACAAAGUCAGAAUGGCAUAAAGGAAGCCUACUGUGCAGCUGUAUAUCCAGAUAAAAUUAUUGUAUACAGUGCAGUGACUGCUCACCGCUCCUAAUGCUUAGGAUGGGUGCAAAUGCAAAGACUGAGUCU